GUUUCUCUAUUGAAGUUAGAUUCUAUUAUAGUUCCAGAACUACAACAAAUACAAUAAACCUGUUAAUUUAUGAACAAAGAAAGUCGGUGAAAAUUAGAAUGUGGUUCAUCUAUGAUUUAUACUUAUUAGGGUGUGACAGACGUCAAAUUUUCUUAUUUAGCAAAUAUGUUGAGAGAAACAAAUACUUUUUGUUUAAAUUAUAGAAACAGUAAAUAAUAUGACAAUGGAUUUGAAUAAAGUUAGUGUUGUUAGAUGGUUUGAGGAUACGAACAAGCAUAGUUGUGGUUACUGUAAAAGUGAAAAUAGUAUAUCACAAGGUAUGUGGGCCGAGAGUCUUACUGUUGACGAUUAUCAAGAACUUAUAGAUAGAGGAUGGCGUAGAUCAGGAAAAUAUUGUUACAAAUCGCUAAUGGAACAAACCUGUUGCCCUUUGUACACAAUAAAGUGUGAUGUGAUAAAUUUUCUAUUAAGUAAAUCACAGAAAAAGGUUAUUAAAAGGUUUAAUAAAUUUCUAAAAGAUGGAAAUAUUAAAUAUGAAGAUAAUAUACAAUUUGAGGAACCUGAUAAUCAUUCUGAUUUACAUCAAAACCAUCCAAAAAUGAAUUUAAGUGAUUUAAGUGCAAGUAUAUCCAACAGUAUACAACAAAAUAAUCUUACAUCUAUAGAAACACCUUCUACAUCUAAUACUGAUGAAAUUGACCUGAAUGAAAUGGAUAAUUUGCAACAGAAAACUGAAAAAAUAUGUGAUAAAGCAUCUAAUUCUAGUCAAUUGAAGGUGAACACAAAGACACCAUUAAAAGUAGGAGUUGGUGCUGAUCCCACUAAACCACCUUGUAAAAAAGCUAAGAUAUUAAGAAUUGAAAGGAAAAAGGCAAAAGGUUUACAAUUUCAAAAAAGUCCACCCGUGUCUAAUCAAAAAAGUUUAGAACAGUUCCUUGAAGAGGUUUCUGAAAAUGAUAAAAAAAAAUUGCGAAUGUGUUUGAUUCCAACCAGCGUUCCGAAUUCUACAUGGAAAGCAUCAGAAGAUAUAGAAUUUCAAUUAUAUAAAAAGUAUCAAAUGGUUAUUCAUAAUGAUCCGCCUAGCAAAUUAUCAUUAGAUGGGUUUGACAGAUUUUUAGUGAAGUCUCCUUUGAAGCCUAAACAAUUUCCUGAAGGUAUAGAUGGUCCAGGAUAUGGAUCUUUUCAUCAACAGUAUUGGAUAAACGAUAGAUUAAUAGCAGUAGGUGUAAUAGACAUUUUGCCUAGGUGUGUUAGUUCUGUUUAUUUUUUCUACGAUCCUGAUUAUAGAAGUUUAACGCUUGGAACGUAUGGAUCUUUGAGGGAGGUACAGUUAACGCGUUAUUUGCAGAAGAAUCUACCUCAUUUAUCGAGUUAUUAUAUGGGUUUCUACAUUCAUUCUUGCCCUAAAAUGAGAUACAAAGGAAAAUUAACUCCAUCAUAUUUGGUUUGCCCAGAAACUUACCAUUGGGUUCCUAUCGAAAAAUGUAUUAGUUUAUUAGAAGCAAAUAAGUACUCCAGAUUAGAAGAAGAUAUUGAUGCUAUAGAUGAAAACCUUCCCACCCAGAGAGAUAUUUCAGAAAUUCAAGUUAUUUAUCAACGACAUCUCAUGCGUUAUGAUGAUUUUGAUGAAUUUGGAGAUGAAUCGGAAAAAUUUAAACUUAUAGCAAAUUUUAUUGGCAAAAAAUGUUGCAGAUCUCUUAUUUUUUGGGAACAAUGAUAUUAUAUUAAAUUGAAUUUUGUGCAUUUUCUUAUUUUAUUAUGAACAAUGGAAAUUUGAUAGAUUUCACUAGAAAUAAUUAAACUUAACAAACAAUCUAAGUAUGUAAUUAUUUCAGCAAAAGCAACAGAAAGAUUUAUUUUCCAGAUAAUAUAAUAAUUUAAUAAAGCCAAUACUAGUUUCAAACCAUUUGAACAAAAUCAAAUUAGGAGUCAUAAAAACAUUUUCAAAAAUAAAGUGUUUGGUUUAUUGAAAACUUACUAUUAGUUCACAAUGAUUGAAAUAAUAUUACAAUAUUCUAAUUUGCCUCACUGAACACAACUGUUAACUAUCCCCAUGCAUCAAAUAGUGUAAAUGUGAGUGUUGGUUUUAUUUUAGUAAACGUGCUCAGAAUCAUUAAUUUCAACUGAAUUUGUGUUAUCCUAUUUUCCAGUUUUUAACAUCUACCUUUAUUUUUUUAUUCAUAAUUUUGUAUUUUCCUUCUAAUAUUUCAUGCUACGAAACUUCCAUAUUAAUUUCACUUUUGACAGCUUCUGCUGCUUCAUUCAUUUCCAGACCUUCUAAAGUAUACGCCAAAUUCUCUAGCGUAGCAUCUUCAUCAUCUUCAAACCAUAAUUGUAGUAAGUUCCGCGCUUGUUCUAUUGGGGUAGGGUUCUCUUUUUCAAAAAA
Messenger RNA from Diorhabda sublineata, 2386 nucleotides. Its product is annotated as arginyl-tRNA--protein transferase 1. The coding region runs from base 218 to 1717 and encodes 499 amino acids. Gene Ontology annotation, cellular component: cytoplasm. The transcript has 7 exons. NCBI's taxonomy places the organism in Eukaryota, Metazoa, Arthropoda, Insecta, Coleoptera, Chrysomelidae. The record is from RefSeq and is a predicted model, not a curated record. Gene Ontology annotation, biological process: protein arginylation. Gene Ontology annotation, molecular function: arginyl-tRNA--protein transferase activity.